UCAGACUCGACAGCGGCUGCUUCCUGCUGGGGGGCUUCUUCGGAGAGCAUCGCGCUCCAGUGUGCGCUGCUGUGCCCGCUGGAUGUUGAAAUUGCGCCGUGCGCCUUUCCAGGAGCCACCAUGUCCAACCCAACCCACGACCCGUUCUACUCGUCUCCUUUCGGACCCUUCUACAGGAGACACUCGCCCUACAUGGUCCAGCCCGAGUAUCGGAUCUACGAGAUGAACAAGAGGCUGCAGACGCGCACAGAGGAAAGUGACAGUUUGUGGUGGGACGCCUUCGCUACAGAGUUUUUUGAGGAGGACGCCACUCUCACGCUCUCCUUCUGCCUCGAAGAUGGACCAAAGAGAUACACGAUCGGCCGGACGUUGAUCCCCCGUUACUUCAGCACGGUGUUCGAGGGGGGGGUUACGGAGCUCCACUACAUCCUCAAACACUCCAAGGAGUCCUUCCACAACUCCUGCAUCACCCUGGACUGUGAUCAGUGCACCAUGGUCACCCAGCACGGGAAGCCAAUGUUUACAAAGGUUUGUACGGAGGGUCGUAUGAUACUGGAGUUUGCCUUUGAUGAUCUGAUGAGGAUCAAGUCGUGGCACUUUACCAUCCGGCAGUACCGAGAGCUCAUCCCCCGCAGCAUCCUGGCCAUGCACGCACAAGACCCUCAGGUGCUGGAACAACUGUCCAAAAACAUCACUCGCAUGGGUUUGACCAACUUCACCCUCAACUACCUCAGGCAGUUGUGUGUCAUCCUGGAGCCCAUGCAGGAGCUCAUGUCAAGGCACAAGACCUACAACCUCAGCCCCCGGGACUGUCUCAAGACAUGCCUAUUCCAAAAAUGGCAGAGAAUGGUCGCCCCACCAGCUGGACACCCACAGAACUUCAAAACGGAAAUAUUUCCCACAAAUCACAAAAAAGCUGGUCGAGCCAAAGCUGAGCCCGCCCGACAGACGACCACGAAGAGGAGGAAACGGAAGAACUCGGCCAGCAGCGCCAACAGCGCCGGCACCACCGCCAGCAAGAAACGCAGCCCCGCCACCAACUUCAGCCUCUCCAGUCAGGUACCUGACGUGAUGGUGGUUGGCGAGCCGACCCUGAUGGGCGGCGAGUUCGGGGACGAGGAUGAGCGUCUGAUCACCCGUCUUGAGAACACGCAGUACGACGCCACCAACGGCCUGGACGACGAGGACGACUUCAACAGCUCCCCGGCUCUGGGAAACAGCGCCCCCUGGGGGAGCAAACCCCCCAGCGCCCAGGACAGCAAGCCCGAGAGCACGGCGCCUCAGCCCUCGCAGUAAAACACAAAACGAAGACGAACAAAAACAACAGAUCCUUGACUCCAUGUGGACUGGACUUUUUAACCUCUCCCUUUUCCCCCUGAGGGCAGUGCUUCUACGCCUCAUAACAUUGAACUGAAUCAGAAUCUGCAAACUCACCACUUGGCUUGUCCAGCCAAAAGAUAUUCUGGGUAUUUUCUUCUGCUCUGAAUCACUGUUACAUCUUGGAGAACACUGGCAGCAUUGCACAGCAAUAUCCACAUGUCAAAGACAACAUCUGCAUAUAAGUUGUAUGCAACUGUAAUUUAAAAAUACCAAGGCGGAGACUCUUUUUUUUUCUCAAGAACGCAGUGGAACAUUGAGGAUCAAGUUCUCCCUGAGACACAAAGCUCUUGCUUGUGGAAUACUACAGCUGACAGUAGACAGAGGGGAGGAAAGAAUACGAAUGAAAACAACGAAAUGUCUCAAAAAUAAGGAGAGCUCAGAAGGCAAGGUGUUUUUUUUAAACAGAGCCAAUGGAAGCAUCUAACCACAUUGGAGACAAAUGAAACAUUGUUUGAGGCAAUUGCAUUUUUAUUGGAAAUUCAGUUGGCUGUCGGUUUGUUUCUGCUGUUGCUGUUUUAUUUCCAUUUCCAAUUAAGAGGAAAAUAAAAAGUUCUCUACCGAUAUGGACUCCAAUUCAAACGAGGGAAAAUCGUGUCCUAGGAUUGUUUUUUCCACAUUACUGCGGUCGUCACAGAUUGUGAUUUCAUGCAAACCAGUUUGAUUGUGUUCGUAGUCUAUUGGUAUUUUUGCUUCUCUCAGAAUCCUUUGCAGUCACGUUGUAAUUUUGCGCCGAUCAGUAUGUGAACUUUGCCGACACGCAUUGAUGCAUUAAUGUUGAUUUUAUUUUUUUGUUUUCCCCUCCCUCGGAAAUUGGACUUCUCUCCCUUUAACGACCUACUCCCAAACUGAUACUAAAGCCUUUUCCUGCAUGAUUUUAUAGGAUUUUUAUUUUGUUUGAUAUAUGUACUUUUUAAAAAAAAUAAACACAUCUGAUUUUUCCUUUUGGGUUCAUCAGUUUGGGAACACUGUUACAAGGUUUGUAGCUCUGUAAAUAGAGGUGGAAUCUAUUUUGUCCACUGUAAAUCAGCCACUGAAACCAGUUUGAGUAUGGCAGCUGUUUUCGUUUUGUACAGGAGGCUCAGAUUUCUGUAGGGUGGAUUGGAUGGACGCUGGUUUGCUACGAUUAAAAAAACUGUUUCCGACCUCUUUAGCUAGUGCAGAACCAAAGCCACAAAGUUAACACUCACUAAAUCAUAUUUCUUGAAUAUUGUGUUGCAUAAGAAGAAAACAAUUUUACAUUUUUUAAAAACAAUGCACAGAUUAAAUCCCAUCCACCCCACAGAAAAAGCUGGACAUCCCUGUAUUUGUGCUAUUCUUUAAUCUUUAAUUGAAUUGAUAAUAUAUCCCUGAUCUCUUUUGUUGGACUUUUGUUUGAAAAUGGGCAAGAAGACGGCAACAUAUGUCUUUAAACAAUUGGAUCUUAUGGGUAUUUAUUUGUGCAUUUGUAAGGAAGCUAACACAUUUCUAAAUAUGUUUGAGCCUAGUAUUAUUAGACACCAUUUGUACAUUAUAUAGCAGAGGUGUUCAGUGUCAUAUCUGAUGUCUGGUAUGUAUGCUUUACCAUUAUGUGUGCCAAUAAACCGUGCUUACAAAA
This is a messenger RNA of Anoplopoma fimbria (sablefish), 2974 nucleotides long. RefSeq names its product LIM domain binding 2a (gene ldb2a). Lineage: Eukaryota; Metazoa; Chordata; Actinopteri; Perciformes; Anoplopomatidae. The transcript is spliced from 9 exons. The record is from RefSeq and is a predicted model, not a curated record. Gene Ontology annotation, cellular component: transcription regulator complex; nucleus. Gene Ontology annotation, molecular function: LIM domain binding. Gene Ontology annotation, biological process: negative regulation of transcription by RNA polymerase II; positive regulation of transcription by RNA polymerase II; nervous system development. The coding region runs from base 121 to 1296 and encodes 391 amino acids.